AUGACGUCGAUGGAGCAUAAUGAGACCAGUACCAAGUCGCUAAACGAUAUAUCGCUAGAGGAGUUGAGUAAGAGACAGCAGCAGCAGAAUAUAUACGUGCAGCCGGUUUUGGGGUCGCAGACCGACGAUAACCGCAUGAGCAUCGACAAUCAGGGCGACGCCAACACAGAGGACGGAGGAGUGAGCCAGGCAUCCAAAGGAGGACCAUCAGACACAGGCGCAGACAAGAAUGAGAAGACGCUGUCGGCGGCCGAGUUGACUAAAAAGGAGUCGAGACAUAGUGACCGUGAUACCACGACCAAGGGCAAGUACACGUUGAACGACUUCCAGAUCUUGCGAACAUUAGGAACUGGGUCUUUUGGUCGGGUGCACUUGACACGGUCGAUACAUAACGGGCGUUUCUACGCCAUGAAGACGUUGAAGAAAGAACGAGUAGUCAACAUGAAGCAGGUUGAACAUACAAACGACGAAAGACGCAUGUUAAAGCUUGCGCAGCACCCAUUCAUCAUCAGAAUGUGGGGCACCUUCCAAGAUUGCCAUAACUUGUUCAUGAUCAUGGACUAUAUAGAAGGAGGUGAGUUGUUCUCGCUCUUGAGGAAAUCCCAACGUUUUCCAACCCCAGUAGCCAAGUUCUACGCAGCCGAAGUAUUUUUGGCCAUUGAAUAUUUACACGAGUUGGAUAUCAUCUAUCGUGACUUGAAGCCAGAAAACAUCUUGUUAGACAAGAAUGGACACAUCAAGUUGACCGACUUUGGCUUUGCAAAAGAAGUUAGCGACGUUACAUACACAUUAUGCGGAACUCCCGAUUACAUAGCCCCAGAGGUGGUGGCAACAAAACCUUACAAUAAAUCUGUAGACUGGUGGUCGUUCGGGAUCUUGAUCUUUGAAAUGCUCACUGGCUACACGCCAUUUUACGACCCUACCCCAAUGAAAACUUAUGAAAAUAUAUUAAAUGGUACAAUUACCUACCCUGACUACUUGCCGCCGGACAUUUUGGAUUUACUUCAAAAGUUAAUCGUAAAGGACUUAUCCCAGAGACUUGGUAACUUGCAGGAUGGCUCUGAUGGAAUAAAGAACCACCCGUGGUUUAAGGAAGUUAUAUGGGAAAGGUUACUUUCGAGAGAUAUAGAGACUCCUUAUGAACCCCCUAUUACAUCUGGUAUUGGUGAUACUUCUCAAUUCGAUAGAUACCCUGAAGAUAAAGAUUUGGAUUACGGUAUCAGUGGUGUUUCUGACCCUUAUGCUUCUAUGUUUGGUGAUUUCUAA
Molecule: messenger RNA, 1266 nt
Organism: Debaryomyces fabryi
Lineage: Eukaryota; Fungi; Ascomycota; Pichiomycetes; Serinales; Debaryomycetaceae
Gene: TPK1
Product: cAMP-dependent protein kinase catalytic subunit TPK1
Exons: 1
Coding region: 1-1266 (421 amino acids)
Biological process (GO): peptidyl-serine phosphorylation
Cellular component (GO): cAMP-dependent protein kinase complex; nucleus
Molecular function (GO): ATP binding; cAMP-dependent protein kinase activity
Source: RefSeq, a predicted model, not a curated record